UACGCUAUCUCCCAAAUUCAUUUCCUUUGAACAACAGAUCCAUCCAUCCAUCCACCCACCCCUCAUUUGGUUGUUGAAUACCGUUUUCCUCAUUUCUGUUUCUUUUACCAAAUUACUUUUAGGCUUUAUCAACCUUCAGUAUGGUGGCUGAGGCACCUUUUAGACCAAGAGAGGAGCUCAUUGAAAGGCAAAGAUUGUUUCAAAGCAUCCACAAACACACCCAUCUGAAAGGUCCAAUGGACAAGAUCACCUCGGUUGCCAUCCCUGUGGCUCUUGCUGGUUCUUGCCUGUUCCUCAUUGGACGGGGAAUCUAUAACAUGUCUCAUGGGAUUGGAAAGAAAGAAUGAGUAUGGAGCUCCUAAUGAAGGCACAUAAACAGUUUACUACUUUUGAAGUUCCCUUUCAUAUUUAGACUCCCAUGUUUUUCAUGUUCGGGCUUUUAUGAACUUUGAAUAAUUACUUGGUAACAAACAUGUUGCUGGAAAUGGUGGUUUGAACAUUGGUCAUCGGUUAUUUGUUUGUACUUUGCAGCGUGUUGAACCUUUAUUUUGACGGUACACUUGCUAUAUAAGGUCUUUUUAGCAUGAA
Molecule: messenger RNA, 588 nt
Organism: Erigeron canadensis
Lineage: Eukaryota; Viridiplantae; Streptophyta; Magnoliopsida; Asterales; Asteraceae
Exons: 3
Coding region: 141-347 (68 amino acids)
Source: RefSeq, a predicted model, not a curated record